This is a messenger RNA of Numida meleagris (helmeted guineafowl), 7398 nucleotides long. RefSeq names its product DnaJ heat shock protein family (Hsp40) member C7 (gene DNAJC7). The transcript is spliced from 14 exons. The record is from RefSeq and is a predicted model, not a curated record. Bases 5732 to 7159 code for a protein of 475 amino acids. Gene Ontology annotation, molecular function: protein binding. NCBI's taxonomy places the organism in Eukaryota, Metazoa, Chordata, Aves, Galliformes, Numididae.
AGGGUGCUGCUCUUACUGCAGACUUUGGAUGUGUUGAUGCCUCAGCAGGAAAUCAUCGUUAACUUUAAUAAAACAAUGAAUGUGAAAUUUGCCACACAAAGUAAAUUGUGCGGAAAUCAAAAAGGAGGUUCCAGACUUGGCCCUGAUUCAGGUCACUGAUGGGUCUGGCAGAUGUUGCCUGGAGGUUGCCAGGUGUGGAUGAUCAGGAAGGCUCUUUCCACUGCUAUUUACAUGAAAUUGGCUGCAUCUCGGCCAGGCUGCUCCGGAAUAAAUGUCCUGGGCCGCCUCUCCGGGGAGUGCUGCCAGGCCCCGGGGCUUGGUUGGCCGUAGGGGCUCUGUUUGUGGGUAUGAGCUGCUCCAGGAUUCCUGUUCUGCUUGUCACCGGGCACUGGAGAUUCCCAGGCUGUGAAUCCAGCCUGUUUUACGAGCGUGUAAUUAUCAUCUUAGGAUAAUACGAGGAAAGGCAGAAGCUCCUCACGGAGAUGUUUGAUCUCCCAUGCAUUUGCAGAGCAUUUGAAUACUCUGAAUUAGAUAAUUUCCGUAUACAGCAUGAAAAAGAUGCUCAGUGCUUGGAAUUGAAGCCUUUCUUGAACUCGAAACCAUCUUUUUUAGGGCGAAUCGUGUGGGUGUAGUUGUCUUGCCAUGCAGUUCUUGCAGGUGGGUGGUUUCCUUCGUUCAGGGCUUCAUGGCACUGAGUGCUCUGGGUGCUCCUGGGCCUUCUGUGGGUGCUCACAAACCCUGAGCCUCGGCCCUGCCAUCAGCCAUGGUGCUGUUAGUCUGAAGUAGGUUAAUGGUGAGCUCUGCCAGCAAGGUGCAUUACAUAACUGCGUAAUUAACGUUCAGGACUCAUCUGUCUGUUUACACUGGGUGCUGCAGGGGACAUUGGUUCCUUUCUGUGCUCCUGCUCUCUGCUUGUGGCAUAUUUGAGUUCCUGUGGCUUUUGGCCUUCCAUGGCUGAGUUUGUCCUCGGGUACUGGGAGUGUUCUGGGGUGUGUGUAAAGGACAGUACGGAUUUUUUUUCUUGUACACCCUCUGGACUAAAUGUUUGUGAUUUUGCUGCGGACCGCUCUCCCAAAAGACCCGGGGUCCCGAGGCAGCCCUUUCGGUUGGCGAGUUCUUAGACUACCGUGCAGAUGUUUGCUCGUAGAGACUUGAGGUUUCCCUGGCUUGGGGUCAUUUUGCAAGUAAAUGUCUUCAUUCUCAUUGCUGCAUUGCAGCUGGGAGCAAACCCACUCCUUGCUCAGUGGGGGGUGCUGAUGUGCAGAGCAAUGUGUUCGUGAUGUGCUCUUCUGCUCUGCAUCGUUUGCUCUCUGCUGCCAUGGGGUCAGCGUGAGACUAUCUCAGUCCUGAGUGUGAUGGUGGUAUGUUUUAUAUGACUGUGUUUUGUACCUGGGGACCUGGUUUUGCACCUGUACUCUUCUUUUAUGUCAGAUUCAGAAUAGGAUAUAUAUAUAUAUAUAUAUAUUCCCUUCACUUGACCUCCUCAGUCACAAAGUGUACAACCUAACCUGGAAGAAGCGUGCAUCUGCAGCCCGCUUAGUGCCUGGCUUCUCUUCUGCGCCUUGAAAGGAGGGAAGGCUGUGGUAUGUCCAGUGGGAAACACAGCAGCUAAUUUUAAGCUCUAGACAUCUGCCCAAUGUAAACUGUAUUGAGAUCACCCAACUUAUUUUACCCAGGCAGCUGAGUAACAUCUGACAGCUGAGAAUCUCGUCUGGAAUCCAACAGGGAAGCUGCGGGAUGGAGGCACCAUGUGCUAUUAAGGAAAAAUCUCUGCGAGAAUUGCUCAGAGGAGCCAGCUGUGCUCUUUGGGUUGGAGGAGAUGGGGGGCUGAUGGGUUUUGGGGGCUCUGGACGCCUCGUAGGCAGAAGCUGGCCCAGUUAAAAUUCCCAUUCCCUGAGAUUUUGUGGUUUCAGACAGUGCCCUGGUGACCGUGGGGUACUUGUGUUUUCUGACAGGGAUUUCGGAGCGUCCCUUAAAUCCUACAAUUUUUUGUCAGUGUGUUGUAAUGGAGGCAGGAGGUGAAGUACGAGUGGUGGUCAUGAGCUGAGUGGUGGUGAGGCCGCCGCCUGCUCACGUGCUGGGUGUCUGCAGCUCUGAGGGCACGUACCUGUGUGCACAGAACGUUGGAGCUGGAGCGGGGCCGUGCCAGCGCAGCCAGACCUGAGAGGUGCUUUCUGCACAGGUUCUGAUGGCUUGGGAAGGUGAGGUGUGCUGGAAGGCAGGUCUGCACGUUCCUUGCUGCAAGCUGCAGUAGGAGGGGGGAAGCUGCGAUCGGCGUUGUGUGGGGGCUGCCUGUGCCGGUGCUGGGGAGGAGGCAGGAGCUGUUAGCAGCCGUGGGAUUGUGUGGCAGGAGCGGGAUGGCUGUGCCUCAUCGCUCUGCUGCCUGGGGAGCGAGCAGGGCUGAGCUGUCAGCAGGGCACGGUGAGCAGGGGGGCCUUGGCAUGGCUGCGUCGCUGCUGGCGAGGGGCAGGAGGAUGCUGCUGCAGCAUCAGGAGCAUGUGGCUGCUGCCUGAACGUGGCAGGUCUUCCAGGAUGACGGGGGAAGAAUUAGAGGCCUUGACAUGUUAUGAAAGGGAAAAAAAAAAAAGACUAGCUUGCAGGGAGAGUUACUCCUAACAGCCUCCUCCUUGUGAGCCCUGGUUGCACGCACACAAUGAAAGACAAGCUUCUUCCCGAGGUCCUGGUGCAACUCUUCCCUGUCUUCUGUGUUGGCUGCAGUGAACCCUGAGGAGGCUCUGCCCGCUGGGAACAAAGCAGUCCAUUCAGCCUGCAUCAUAUUUUUAGCAAAGCAUGAUUCUUCUUCAGUUUCAAAAGUAGCAAGUGGGGAAUGCAGCCUACAUCAGUGCGAGAUGCAGAAUGAUCUCAUUCAGGCUGCAGCAUCUGUUUGGAUUGAAACAAUUACCAGUGAUACCAGGAGAUCUGCAUUUCUUCUUGUUAUAGCCAGAGACCGUGGUAAACAAGAACUGUUUCUCAGUGUGCUUUCUAUGUCAAUGGAGCACAACUGGGGAGAGAUGCUUCUGUUCUGUGUCUGGGACCUGAGACCCCGAGCCUUGCAUUUCCAGCAGCUGGCUUUGCCUUUGUGCUUUGGAGGAGAUUUUGGGUUUCCUUUCAUGAACUUUUUUCCAUCAUUAAGCUUUAAGUGGUGUGAGCAAUGGAAAUCCAUGUGUAUUUCCUUUCUGCUGCUGUUGGCUGAGGCACUGUGACUUGUUGGUACAUCGAUCUGCUUUAUGUUAAAGGCUCAAAAGGGAGACAGACCAAAAAAAGAGCAGAGAUGAGUAAUUCUUGUUCAUGCAUGUUCUCUAGCAUCUCACGGUGCUGUGCUUUGUGAAGGCUGGUUUGCCAUGUAUCUGCUUUCCUCCUUCCAUUGCCCAGCGCUUUCUGGCGGUGCCCGGUCCUGUGGGUGGCAGGUGACGCUGCUGAGGGUGCUGGGGCAGCUCGGGGUGAGUUCUGCAUUAGUGCUGUGCAUCCUUUCUUCACGCCAUACAACAAAGAGCUUCUGAGGGAGGUUCGUAAGCGGGAUCUGUGACUUAAUUUUCCAUUCGUUAUUACAGAAAUUGAAGUUGUGUUUAAGCUGCUUGCAGCCAAGGUAGUGCUGAAUUGCUAACUGUUCUCUUCCACUGCGUUACGAGCACGUGGUCUGUAACAGAGGAGGCUGCACUGGGGCCCAUUUGUAGUCCUACAAAGUCUGGGUCCCACCACCAGCGAUACAAAUCCACCCAGCAAGCGCAGAACCGCUGCCAGCCCUCGUGCCCCAGGGGAAGGAGCCCGGCGCUGUGCUGGCAGCCGUGCUGGGUGCACGUCAGCUUCUGGGAAGAGCAGGGCUGCUGAGUAAGCACCUUCCUGGAGCAGCGGUGGGAGAUGCCGGGCGAGUUCACAGAGCACGGGGUGAGCACUGGGUGCUGCUGAACCCCGCACGGCGAGCCCCGUGCUGCCCUGCUGCUCCUCCUGCCGGCUCAUCCUGCUGCUCCUCAGUGCGUGGAGACAUUGCUUGACUUCAGCAGAGUUACGGUAGGGCUGCGUCUGGUCCAUGGUCUGAGUGCCAUUGAUAGCAAAACUUCCAGUAUGCGCUGCUCGCUUUCACUUCUUGCUGUGGCCCCGGGGGCCCUCGCAGCAGCAGCACCCUGUGUCUAUUGUCUUGCCAGCUGGCAAAACUGUGGCGCUUCUGUGCAAACAACCCUUUGCAUGAGGCAGUUGUGUGGGAACGGCCAAUGGCAGGCCUGAAUGAGGUUACAAACAUGUUAACUUGUUUCAACACAUUUCCCUUUGUUCUCUCCCUGGGAGGCGGCUGGAGCUGCUCGUGCCCUGGUGCUGUCGGUCCUCGGGGGCUGGCAGCUUCGAACGGAGCGCAGCUCCUGGUGUAGAUAACCUUGUACUGCCCGUGCAGAAUGGAAGCUGCUCAGCCGUGGGAUCAGUUGAUGCAGCAGUGUUGUUCUGAACUUGUAUGGAGAAGCUGUGCAUAGAAAACCAUGCAGUUCUUCACCCUGUCCCCGUGUUCUCUGCACUGGCUUGGUUUUGUUUGCGCUGGAUUUCCUGUCAGUAGCUUUGCUGCAGUAAGCAGUGCAAAGACACCUUCGCCUCGGGACCCUUCUUUCAAGAAAAUGCUGAAGCCUGGCAUUCCAGAGCAGCCUGAAAGCAACCUGUGUCUGAGCCUGCAGUGCAGCUCUGCCCUGGCAGGCCGGACUGUCACCCAGCUAUUUCAGCCUCCUUGGCCUCUGCUCCAUGGCUUCAGCAAAGGCUACGUUCAGGGCAGCUGGCCGUCUGACAGUGAGGAGUAAGGCGACCCGUGAUGGUCAACUUCAACUGUACUACUCAUGAUAUACUCGUUUCCCCUGUGCAGAUGAUCUCUGUGGCUGGGCUGCUCUAGCAGAAGGACGCUAGCUGCUGGAGCUCGGGGAUGUGCUGGUUGUGUCCAGGGAGGGACACUGAGGACGGAGUCCAGCAGCCUUAGUUCAGAAGUGCUGGUCGUGCAGGCGCUGCGGGCAGCGGGCAGGCAGCAUCUGCUGCUCUGGCUCCAGCAGUGCAGGCUGAGAAGCAUGGUGCAGGUAUUGAGUGCUGUGUCUUAGAGAGGGCAGUGCCUCUUGUGAGUUGGCUGAGGAGAAGCAAGUGAAUGAUAUCACUGAGUUCAUCAGAACUGAAUUAAACUUCACAGCGCCGUGGCACGAGUUUCCUCUUGGACUGCUUAUAUAAAAUGGUGAAGGUAGACAAGAGGAGGUGGGGAAGGGUUUAAUUUCCUUUAGGGGAAACUUUUCUUUCAAGAGUUUAAAGGAUGCAGCUUUAAACCAUAUGUUGUAUGUUUUUAAAUGUCCUAAAUUGUCUCUGCAAAUGCUUGCUCUUGAGUGCGAGGACUAUUUCUGGACCUGUUGCCAAGGCAGUGCCACGCAAGCCUCAAGGAGAAGCGCCUCUAUUUCUCCUUGGUUUAGUUCUUUUGAGCAUAGAACUUGUUCCUGGCCCCGUUUCUCAGAGAUGUGGGACUGCUGCUGAAGGAUAGCACUCAGUUUCUUGACUUGAGUGGCUGCCGAGGUUGUGCAGCACUCCCGGGAGCAGAGUGUUUGACAGCCACGUACACUGAGACUUGCUCAGCUCCACAGGCAGCUGCGUGUGAGCUGGGAAGGCUGCUCCCAGGUGUUCAGUCUGCUGCUGUGCUCCUGGUGUUCAGCCCAGCUGGUCGUUUCCAUGUUCUUGGCCCUCAGGUGCUGGAUUGAGAGCCAGGCCCACACUGUGCUCUUUCCUCAUGGGCAACAACCACGCGGAAGAAGCAGAGUCUUUCAAGGAACAAGGAAACGCAUACUACGCCAAGAAAGAUUACAACGAAGCAUACAACUAUUACACAAAAGCCAUAGAUACCUGUCCUAACAAUGCCAGUUAUUAUGGUAACAGAGCUGCCACCCUCAUGAUGCUGGGGAGAUUCCGAGAAGCACUGGGAGAUGCUCAGCAGUCCGUCAGAUUGGAUGAUAGCUUUGUAAGGGGCCAUCUACGGGAAGGGAAGUGCCAUCUCUCCCUAGGGAAUGCCAUGGCUGCCAGCCGCUGCUUUCAACGAGUUCUAGAACUGGAUCAUAAGAACACUCAGGCACAGCAAGAGCUAAAGAAUGCCAGUACCGUGCUCGAGUAUGAAAAGAUAGCAGAAGUGGAUUUUGAGAAGCGAGAUUUCAGGAAGGUUGUGUUUUGCAUGGAUCGUGCUUUGGAGUUUGCUCCUGCCUGUCACCGAUUCAAAAUCCUCAAGGCUGAAUGCUUAGCGUUACUGGGUCGUUACCCAGAAGCACAGUCUGUAGCAAGUGACAUCUUACGAAUGGACUCGACAAACGCAGACGCUCUGUAUGUCCGUGGUCUCUGCCUUUACUAUGAAGACUGUAUUGAGAAGGCGGUGCAGUUCUUUGUCCAGGCACUCAGAAUGGCUCCUGAUCAUGAGAAAGCAUGUUUAGCCUGCCGUAAUGCCAAAGCACUUAAAGCAAAGAAGGAAGAUGGAAAUAAAGCAUUUAAAGAAGGAAACUACAAACUAGCAUAUGAACUGUACACAGAAGCACUAGGAAUAGAUCCUAAUAACAUAAAAACAAAUGCCAAACUCUACUGCAACCGGGGGACAGUUAAUUCAAAGCUUAGGAAACUUGAAGAAGCAAUAGAUGACUGCACGAAUGCAGUAAAACUGGAUGACACGUAUAUUAAAGCAUACUUGAGGAGAGCACAGUGUUACAUGGACACAGAGCAAUAUGAAGAUGCUGUAAGAGACUAUGAGAAAGUUUAUCAGACAGAAAAAACAAAAGAACACAAGCAACUUCUAAAGAAUGCACAGAUGGAACUGAAAAAAAGCAAACGGAAAGACUACUACAAAAUCCUCGGGGUUGACAAAAACGCCUCUGAAGAUGAGAUCAAGAAGGCCUACAGGAAAAGAGCACUAAUGCAUCAUCCAGACCGACACAGUGGGGCAAGUGCAGAAGUACAGAAGGAAGAGGAGAAGAAAUUUAAGGAGGUUGGUGAAGCCUUCACCAUCUUGUCAGAUCCCAAGAAGAAGGCUCGCUACGACAGCGGACAGGAUCUAGAAGAGGAUGGGUUGAACAUGGGAGACUUCGAUGCAAAUAAUAUAUUUAAGGCCUUCUUUGGUGGGCCGGGAGGCUUCAGUUUUGAAGCUUCUGGGCCUGGAAAUUUCUUUUUCCAGUUUGGCUAAACCUCACACACCUGGUCUGCUUAUUUUAGCCUUGAAUACGGACAUACUUAGACUCCUUCCUCCAUCAUGUCUCAUUGUACUUAGAGCAGUUUCAUUUCUCUCGGUUGGAGACCUCAGUUUGUGUGCUUUGUGUGUGAAGAGGAAACCAGCUCGGGGAAGGGAAGGCUUGUGAAUUUUGUUUUACUGUUAACUUUAUUAAAAAAGGAAAUAAUAAAGCUUUGAAUCUCUUGGUCCCUCCA